Eriocheir sinensis (Chinese mitten crab) is the source of this 5034-nucleotide messenger RNA. RefSeq names its product ras-related protein Rab-8A-like (gene Rab8). Lineage: Eukaryota; Metazoa; Arthropoda; Malacostraca; Decapoda; Varunidae. The record is from RefSeq and is a predicted model, not a curated record. Gene Ontology annotation, biological process: regulation of exocytosis; protein secretion; Golgi vesicle fusion to target membrane. Bases 42 to 674 code for a protein of 210 amino acids. Gene Ontology annotation, cellular component: trans-Golgi network transport vesicle; endosome; synaptic vesicle. The transcript is spliced from 5 exons. Gene Ontology annotation, molecular function: GTPase activity; GTP binding.
GAUAAUCUGGCAACGGUAGUCCCCAUAUCAACAAACAGCCGAUGAUGGCGAAGACCUAUGAUUACCUCUUCAAGCUCUUACUCAUCGGGGACUCGGGGGUGGGGAAGACCUGCGUGCUCUUCAGGUUCUCCGAGGACGCCUUCAACUCCACCUUCAUCUCCACUAUAGGUAUUGAUUUCAAGAUCCGAACGAUAGAGUUGGACGGCAAGAAGAUCAAGCUGCAAAUAUGGGACACAGCUGGACAGGAGAGGUUUCGCACCAUCACCACCGCCUAUUACCGUGGCGCAAUGGGCAUCAUGCUGGUGUAUGACAUCACCAACGAGAAAAGCUUUGACAACAUUAAGAAUUGGAUUCGUAACAUAGAGGAACAUGCCUCAGCUGAUGUUGAGAAGAUGAUCCUUGGAAACAAGUGUGACGUCAAUGAUAAGAGACAGGUAUCAAGGGACCGUGGGGAGCAGUUGGCGAUAGAGUAUGGCAUAAAGUUCAUGGAGACGUCAGCCAAAGCUUCCAUCAAUGUAGAGGAUGCGUUCUUUACCCUCGCACGGGACAUCAAGGCCAAGAUGGAGAAGAAGCUGGAGGUGAACAACCCCAACGACAAGAACAUCACCAUCAAGCCCAACCCGCAGCCCAACAAGCCUCUCUUGAACUGGCUCUCCAAGUGUAGCAUCCUAUGAUCCUGCACCACCAGCACCACCACACCCCUGCUACUGGUACUCAUGCCCCUGCCACACCACACCCACAUCACUGACAUUCCCCCACCCCUCCUAUCCUGCUGGUCAUGGCACUCCCGCCCCAUAUUUCAGGCCUCACCACGCCCACCCCCUCCCCCUGUUCACCUCCACCAACACUAUAUUCCAGAAGUCAGUAAUAAGUAGAGUUUAGUAAUGAGGAAAUGUGAAAACCUGUUGCUAUUAGUUGAGUGGGGGUCACGCAACUUACCUUCUUUGUUCCCCUUCCGUCUUUCUCCUCCUCCAUUCCUGCUACACUUAAAACCUUCCAUUUCUCUUCUUCCUGUCACCCAAAUCCUCGUGUAUCAGUGUAAAGUGGAAGUGUUUUCUACUGCACAAUCUCCAUCCAGUGUGUGUGUGUGCGUGUGUGCAUUUGUGUGUGCUAGCAUGUAUCUGUGUGUACUUCCUAUUUCCUUCCACCAGAAACUUGACAUUAUUAUUGUACUUUUUUAUAUAUAUUUAUUUACCUAUUUAUUUUUUUUUUCCCUCCAGCUGCUAAUGCAUAUUAAAUUGGCCAAAUCCAAACAUUACCCUCCACUGCCACAGACAUAACUUAAGAUAGUACAGUGUUCAGUGUGCUCAACUCAGAAAAGGCUACAGCCUUCAGCCAAGCAAGAAUGUCUAGGAUGUCUCUACUGCACUCACUCACCCAACUGAAAAAUGAUAGAGGGAGAGAGAUUAAGGUGCGACCCACCCAUUAAUUUGGCAGGAGAAGGAGGCCAGCGGUCUUGUUUUUUGGAUAAACAGGAUUAAAUGAUAAAAAUAGACAAGAUGGAAGAUUAAGGUGUCAUGUACUCUAUAUGUACUAUAGUUGUUUCACCCAAGUCUGAGCUGUGCAUUAUCGAGCACUGGCAACCUGCUGCCCCAUGGCACGUCCGAUUGCGUGGAUAUUAUAUAUAGGCUAUACAUAGGAAACAGUCGUCGGUUUCAAUAAUACGCAGGUAACAAUAACAAAUACUGUCAAUGAUUUUGAGUUAAAAAUUAUUAGUAACGUCGUAAACAGCUGUUUUGUUAAUAUAAAGCCAGCUAAUUUUCUCGGUGGCGGACAAUGCCAAGGUUGUUUAAUAACUUUAAUCAGCAGUCUUGUAAAUUAUUAACAAAACAACUGUUUGUGUCAGUAUUAAUAAAUUUUACCUUAAAAUCAGCUAUAAUUGCCGGCAUUUGUUAUUGUUGUCCACAUAUUACUGAUAAUGAUGACUUUUUCCUAUGCAUAGGCUAUAACACCUUAUCCACGCAAUCGAACGCGCUGUGGGACAGCAGGUUGCCAGUGCUCGAUAAUGCACACCUCAGACUCGGGUGAACCGACUAUGAAACGUGAUUCAUGACUGCACCAUCUGACCUGUAGACACACACUCACACAUUGAGGGAGGCAAGAUGCCUUCUGAAUAUUGAGAAAUAAUUUUCCCUUUAGAUUUAUUGACAUCAUGAGUGAUCUUGAAAAGGAGAUAGUUCAAACCAAGAAUAUUCAUGAAUUUUCAGUUAAAUUUGAUAUUAUGAGACACAGAUAGAAUCCUGUGAACAUAGCUCAUUUCCUGUAUAUUACAACUAGGUAAAUACAACUACACACACACACACACAGACACACACACACACGUUAUGUUACUACUGUGUGUGUGUGUAUGUGUGUGGUGGUGGGACUUGUGAUUGCCACUCUUCCCGAAAGAUCUUGGAGCUUCCUAGUGAUGGAUCUUUGGAUACAGUUGGGACCUUCACAUCACACCCACACACACCUUGAAGGCAAAACACAACUCCUGGCUGACACCUGCUACCCAUUCAAACGGGUGGACAGGAAAUGGGUUAAAGGAGACUGCCCAUCUAUCUCCGCUGGGAAUCGAACCCAUGACCUCUUGGUUGUGAGCCAGGCACAUUAAUCACUACAGUGUGUGUGUGUGUGUGUGUGUGUGUGUGUGUGUGUGUGUGUGUGUGUGUGUGUGUGUGUGUGUGUGUGUGUGUGUGUGUGUGUGUGUGUGUGUGUGUGUGUGUGUGUGUGUGUGUGUGUGUGUGUGUGUGUGUGUGUGUGUGUGUGUGUGUGUGUGUGAGAAAAUUGAACUUACAUGCACCCUUCUUCAUCUAGCCCCAGCUACAACCUGUAUGUUUGUUAAUCUGUAAUAUUUUUUGCUACUCAGUCAUGCCUCUUGAAUAUGGCGAGUCAUGUAUUUAUACUGUGUAGAUCUAUGCAUACUAUUUAACUCUUAUUUAAUAUGUGUAGUAUGUAUGGAAAUUGUAGAGGUGUUGGGGAAAGUUUAUUGAAAUGGAGAAAGUGUAGAGAUGCGGGGGAUAGUGUGGGAGUGUUGGCGACCCCUGGAGAAUAGUGCUGGAGAAGGCCGGUGGUUUAGGGGAAAAGUUGGGGCUAUUGUAGAGGUGUCAGGGGAAAAGUGUAAAAUUACUGAAAAAAAAAAUGUGCAAGCUUCAAGAUAUGUCUGUGGGUGCUGGAGAUUGCAUCAUUUGAAAGUGUUGGUGAAAGUGUAAUGCUUUAAGAGGAAGGGCGUUAGAGAAGAAACGGAGAGGGAGAGGAAGGGAGGGGAGGGAAGGGUAGCAUGAUUUUGGUAGUUUUCUGUUGCCAACAAGCCUUUCCAUGUUUAGUUUUUGUUUCUGUUUGAGCCCUACGUUGCCCAGAGGUGUCGUAUAUAUAUCGCGGUUUGUUUUUUGUUGUUCAGAGGAUUUAGAAACGAAGAAAAAGGGGAGAUACAUUUGGAAUCUAGGUAUAAGGAAUGUGAUUCUAUUUGUAUAAGCAAAGUCAAGUUCAUAAUACAGGAUAUGUAUGAAGAUAAUCGGUGCAUAUUGUACAUAUCAGAUGCUUUCUAUAUUGUAAUUAUAAUUUUAAGGACAGCAUUCACUGGUCUAAGGCUUAAAAAACGGUAAUUAAUUUGACUGCAUCCAGUUAUAUCUUUGUGUUGAUCAGUCAAGUUUUUAAAUUUCUUCCAUGGCUCCUCCUUGGUCUUACAGUCAUGUAGUUCUGUGGCUUUGUGCUUCUAUGCUGUCAAUGUGUCACCAGAGGGCUGGAGUGCAUCUUUAAGUUAUCAUGGGAAGCAGGUUUUUAGGCCAUUUGAUGACCAUUCUCUCUAUCAGCCUUUUGCAUUAUUUUUUUCUCUAAAUUUAGUUUUCAAAAUGUACCUUAUAGCUUCCAGUUGGGCACCAAUCACUGUAUUCAGUAUUCACAUUGUCAACAUUUCUUUCACAGUUUACUUGAAUUUAAGUGCAAGUUUUCAUCCUUGUCACUGAUUUAUUUAGCAGCUGGCCUGUGGGUGGAACCACUCAGCCCCCAGACUGUGCAAUGUCCAUGCCAACUGCCUGCUUCAUAACAUGAGUGGCUAUAGCAGGCUAAGAGGAGUGGGUUUGUAGCUCUUUAUAGGUUUAUGUAACUUGGCCAUAAAGUAUGUUGUGUUUGGAAGUCCUCACCCUCAUACAGCUUGACAUUGCUUUGCCACAUUCACUUACCACCAUUUAUUUGAAGUGGAACAAUCCACCAAAUAUAUUCAUAAAUGUCAAAAAUUAAAUAUAGGAGAGGAGUUUUGGGAGUCUGAGGGCCUUGGAACCUGCACAGAAUACUCACUUUGGAGUUCCUUAUUUUUGGAAUAUUAUCAGCAGGUGUGCAAUGGAAGAUGGACUAUUUUGGGAAUGCAUAACCUUAAUGUUUUCCCUCAAGCCUGGAAAUCCCUCAUGCUUGGCAUGGUAAAUGGCAUCUUAUGAAGAUAAGAUGUCUUUUGUAUUAAGUCAUAUGUUCUUUUCGACUUUUGGGUAGCAAUGGUCUUUGUGCUGCCCUCCCACCCCUUGUUUGGCACUCACCAAUGUCCCUUGUCAAACUAACCAUUGCCAGUGUUUGUACUGUGUUGACUUCAGAGUCAUUUGCUCACUCCUUGAUUCUUGACGCACAGCAGCCAGGAAAUACUCUGUGAAUGUGUCGUUGCCGUGAAGGAGGAUCGCCAAACACAUCCCUGGUACAUGUUUGUCCCCACGAGUCAGUCAAGCAAACUCACGUGGCAGGAGUCAAGCCACACAAGGCACAGAAUGCAUUGAACCUGCUUCAGUUUGUCUUUUAGUUAUAUUGUGUGUUAUUCUACAGUGUUUUAUUAAUGUUCUCUGUCCCUGUACUCCUUGGUUUGAGUUUACAAGACCCAUGACGAGUGUGCUUCUGGCGUGCCCUCCCUCACCACAGAGCUGGAUCUUUGGGGGGGGGCAGCCCAUGUACAGAGUUUUCUAUGUGUAUCUUGUCUACUGUAAAUGUUUGUCAAACUAUUUGUUUUCAUUUGUCGUCAUUUUUAUAGAUAAAUGAAUGCAAAAUUUGAAAUAAAAAUCUGAUUGCUGA